UUCUCACAUCUUUGAUUAUUUAUUUUUUCUUAUUUAGAAAGUACCACAAAGAGAGACAGAGAGAGAGAAAUGGCAAGCUUGAGUGUUCCUCCAGUUUUAACUUCACCUCGUGAUGAUGCCAUACAACUUCACAAAGCUUUUAAGGGAUUCGGAUUUGAUAAAGAAGCAGUCAUUAACAUCAUUGCCCAUCGUGAUGCAACUCAGCGUGCUCUAAUUCAACAGGAAUACAGAAGUAUGUAUUCUGAAGAGCUCAACAAACGCUUAUCCAAAGAGCUUAGCGGUAAUCUUGAGAAAGCAGUCUUGCUAUGGAUGUAUGAUCCGGCAGGACGAGAUGCUACAAUAGUAAGGACGGCUUUGAGUGGUGACGUUAUUGAUCCAAGAGCUGCCACUGAAGUGAUAUGCUCACGGACUCCUUCUCAAAUACAAUAUUUCAAACAACUUUACCAUUCCAUGUUUGGUUUCAGCCUUGAACAUUAUAUUGAGUUCGCGACAUAUGAUGAUCACAAAAAGUUGCUUGUAGCAUAUGUAAGCACAAUGCGCUACGAAGGGCCAGAAGUUGACAGAGCUUCGGUGGAACAUGAUGCUAAAGCUCUUUACAAAGCUGGGGAGAAGAAAUUGGGAACUAAUGAGAAUACUUUUAUACGGAUUUUUUCUGAAAGUAGCAGAGUGCAUUUGGCUGCUGUUAGCACUGUGUAUCACAGCAUGUACGGCAACUCGUUGAAAAAGGCUGUAAAAAGUGAAACCUCUGGACUCUUUGAGUUUGCUCUCUUGACUAUUUUGCAGUGUGCUGAGAAUCCAGCAAAAUACUUUGCGAAGGAGUUGCACAAAACAAUGAAGGGAUUGGGGACGGAUGAUACAACUCUCAUUAGGAUACUAGUCACGCGAACUGAGAUCGAUAUGCAGUAUAUAAAAGCAGAAUACCAGAAGAAGCAUAAGAAAUCUCUGAACGAUGCAGUGCAUUCGGAGACUUCUGGUGAUUAUCGGACCUUUCUUCUAUCUCUUCUAGGGACUGCUCACUAAUGAAGAGUCUGUCAGCACCAUAAGCAUGAAGUUUAAAUGUUAGUAUGCCAUAAAACAAGUGUGAAUUUGCCCUAUGUUAAUUUUACUCUUUUCAAUUGUUGAGUUUGUUUUUAUUCUGAACAGUGUCUGUUCAUGACCAUAUGUUUAUUAUAUUCAAUUGGUGAUUUUGGUUUGAUUCUGAACAGUGUUUGUACAUGACCAUAUGUUAAUGAAUACUCAAUUGCUGAGUUUGGUUUGA
This is a messenger RNA of Solanum dulcamara, 1258 nucleotides long. Its product is annotated as annexin D5-like. Gene Ontology annotation, molecular function: calcium-dependent phospholipid binding; calcium ion binding. Bases 70 to 1020 code for a protein of 316 amino acids. Lineage: Eukaryota; Viridiplantae; Streptophyta; Magnoliopsida; Solanales; Solanaceae. The transcript has 6 exons. Gene Ontology annotation, cellular component: cytoplasm. The record is from RefSeq and is a predicted model, not a curated record.